CAACAGCAGCAGCAGCUACUUUACAACAGAAGCAGCACAACUACAAUAGCAUUAGUAACAGCAGCAGCAGCGGAUACAGCGUCGUCAUCAGCAGCAACAACAACAGCAGCAGCAGCUACAACAGAAGCAGCAACAGCUACAACAAAAACAGUGGCAGCAGCAACAGCUACAACAGCAUCAGUAGCAGCAGCAGCAGCAGAUACAGCAUCAUUAUCAGCAGCAAGAACAGCAGCAGCAGCUAUUGAAGCAGCAGCAGCAGCUACAACAGAAGCAGCAGCAGCUACAACAAAAUCAGUGGCAGCAGCUACAUCCUAUGCAGCAGCAACAGCUACAACAGCAUCAGUAGCAGUAGAUACAUCAUCAGCAGCAGCAAAAAACAACAGCAGCAACAGCUACAAUUUUGACGAACUGUUCCCUGCCAGUCAACCAGUGACCAACGCCAAUAUUUCUGUUGCUAAGACGUUUAUUCGUAAUGUCCAAGCCAAAAUGGGGAACACUGAAGUGUGGCGCCCUCUGCAUGCUUACUUCUUGCUGAGUGAUACAAAUUGUUUGCGUAAUAUCUUCCUGAUAUCCGACGGCCACAUCAACAAUGAGGAAUCAACUCUUAAUUCCAUUCAACUCAAUGCUAAAAACAACAGAGUUUUCACAUUUGGGAUAAGCAAAACCGCCAACAAACACUUGUUGAGGGCGAUAGCUCGUGUUGGAACAGGCGCCUUUGAAUUCUUUGAUACAUCAACAAAGUCAAAAUGGGAAAGAAAAGUCAAGGGUCAGUUAUUAAAAGCAAGACAACCUGCAUUGAGCAAUGUGAGGGUGAACUGGCAACAGUUUGAUGAUAAUGCCCCCAAACCCAUCCAAGCUCCAGGACAGGUUACAUCCUUAUUCAGCGGGUCACGUCAAGUAGUGUAUGGGUAUGUUCCAUUCUGCAGACAGGCGACUUUGAGGGCUGAAAUUAAUGGUGAUGAAAUAUCCACAAUGGUAUCUACCCACGAACUGAAUGUAACAGAAGGAAAGAUCCUCCAUCAACUGACCGCUAGAGCAAUUAUUCGUGAUUGGGAGGACGGCACUCUUGAUGUCGACCCAGUCGAGCAUGACAUCAAGAAGGAUGCACAAAAAUCUUAUAUCAUUGAUCUCAGCAAAGAAUAUUCCAUCGUGACACAGUUCACCAGCUUUGUUGCUAUAGAAGAACGAAAAGAAAGUGAAGUUUUUGAUAUUUUUAAGCCAAGUAUCAGUGACCUUGUAGCUAAGGAAAAUGUUGAUGAUAUCCCAUAUAUUAACUGGGAUCAAAGUUUUUCAAAACCCAAAGCAACCGCUCAAGCUUCCCUCAUAUUG
Molecule: messenger RNA, 1329 nt
Organism: Anneissia japonica
Lineage: Eukaryota; Metazoa; Echinodermata; Crinoidea; Comatulida; Comatulidae
Product: protein mono-ADP-ribosyltransferase PARP4-like
Exons: 7
Molecular function (GO): NAD+ poly-ADP-ribosyltransferase activity
Source: RefSeq, a predicted model, not a curated record